Messenger RNA from Drosophila suzukii, 981 nucleotides. RefSeq lists its product as uncharacterized. Lineage: Eukaryota; Metazoa; Arthropoda; Insecta; Diptera; Drosophilidae. The record is from RefSeq and is a predicted model, not a curated record.
AGGAUUUCCCCAGCUGUUUUUUUCAAGAGCAAUACAAAACAUGAGCAGCUAUAAGGCCAUUGAAAUUGAUUCCGAUUCGAGUGAGGUUGACGAGACAAUGCCUCCGAAACGCUGCGGGUCACCCCCAAGAAGUGCCGGCGCAAAAGCUAAGAUGGGCAACGAACACACCCCUAAAUCAGCCAAGGUCGCUAGAACGGAACCGGAUUCGACGUCUCCAUCCUCCUCGGACAUGACAAACACCUCGCCCGGCACUGCCGCAGAUGGAUCUGGUAAAUCAGGUCGCAACAGGGCAAGGAAGAGCCAGCAAGGCGCCAGACGCAUCAGUCCUGACCUCCAGUUUGAGUCGGUUGCUGUGGAUGGGGGUGGAGGCGGUGGUGCGUCUGAAGCCCCCAAGAAACCCAAAUUGGAGAAGGAUCCUGAGGACGCGAAGGAUAGGGUGGACAAGGCUAUUAAAGACUUUGUAAAGACCGAUGAGAUGCAGGAGCUCAUCAAGCAGAUCGCCAACGAGCGGGUGCGCUGCAAUUUCCUGUUGGCAACCUACCAACUGCCGGACAUGAACUUCACCCUCAACACAUCCCUGGAUACGCUAUGCAUUCAGUUCCGGGAGCGCCUCAAGCAGCGCCGGGAUCGGGGGAACCCCACCUCGUCGACUGCAGCUCCAAGCACCUCCGCCAGUAGCCAUAAGGGACCCACAAAAGCAGUUCCAAAAUCACAAAAGCCUACAUCUUAAAUCAGCUGUUAUGUAUUUCAUAUAUAGCUUGUGAUUUGUAUUAAGCAAAUAUCACUGAAAAUCUAGGAAUAAAUCUUAGCAUUAAUAGCAUUUAAAAAGGUUGAUUUAAAUUUAGCAUUAAGAAAACACAGAACACGAAAAUAAAGGAUUAAUGAGGAAUUUAAAGAUAUGACAAAAAAUACCCUGUUAAACUUAAGGCACAUAUACACAGUAGUAACAGUAGUUGCCAUUAAUUUUAAAUGUAAGAUAAA